AUGGAGCCGGAUGGGAGCAUCGAGUCGGCGUCGGUGAUCCGCGUGGUGGUGCUGCAGGUGGGCGAAAUCACCGCGUCCGCCUUCCGCACCUACUCCAGCCUCAUCAUGAAACACAGAGUGAUGCCGCUGCAGGGCGUGUUCGGAUACUACAAGGAGCACCAGAAGAGCCCGUUCUCGCACCAGCCGUGGACGACAGGGUCGCUGCGCUUCAACUUCAUUCUGGGCGGCAGCAGCCGCAGCCCCUGGCAGGAGUUCGUGGCGCAGCGCAAGAUUCACGGGGUGAUAGGGGUGUGCCACUGCCCACGCAUGCCAGACACGGCAGCAGCGUACGAGGAGUUUGUGCUGGCGUGCAAGGCGUACCCCCUCGCGCAGGUCAAGCGCUGCAUCGCCUUCGACCCCAACACAGAGCAGCUGGCAGAGGAGGACCCGCAGCGGCGCAACCUGGUGAUUCUGUCGGGGGCGGAUCAGCAGCGGCUGGAGGCGCUGCUGGUGUCGGUGAUGCAUGACUUUGCAGCGUGUGUGCUCAUGGCGCUUGAGAGCUGGGUGCUGCAUGUUGAUCCCAUUGCCGCUAUCUUCCUCUCCCCGCUUGACAACCCCAACGUCACACCCAAUGAGGAUGCGGCACGGCUGAAGAAGAAGCGGCUUGCGCGCAUUCAGAAGGCCAUCGGCGACUACUGCCUGCUGGCGGGCUCGCCCCUGGAUGCACGCAGCCACUACGGCACGGCCAUCGAGCUCGGGCGCCUCACCAACAGCACCGACCCCCUCUGGCUUGCCGGGGCUUUAGAGGGGCACGUCAGCACUCUGGCCGUGGAGAAGGGGCGGUGGGACGAGGAGUUGGAGGAGGAGAUUCGAACCAAGUACAGCGAGAUCGUGCCACUCUACCGCAAGGCGGGUGCAAUGAUCUUUGAGCUCGAAGCUCUCAUCAAGGUCGCCAGGUUUAUCUGCCGCAAGGAGAUGGCACGCGACGUGGUGGAUUUACUGGCACAGGCGGUGGAGACGGGGCGAGGGCUGCAGAACCCCAGCGACCUCCUCGUGCUCUACAUUGAGGUGGCGCGCAUUUUCCAGCAGCUGGGCUACGAGCGCAAGGCGGCAUUCUUCACGCGGCAGGUGGCCAAGCUGUACGAGCAGCAGGAGUCGCGCUUCGCCGCUGUCAGCGCACUGCAGGUGGCUAAGCUGUACGAGCAACAGGAGUCGCGCUUCGCCGCUGUCAGCGCACUGCAGGUGGCUAAGCUGUACAAGCAGCAGGAGUCGCGCUUCGCCGCUGUCAGCGCACUGCAGGUGCUCGCGCUGGCGUCCACGUCCUACAAGGUGCAGUCGCUCGCGCUCUCCCCCGUGCCCUCUCCGGCCCUCCCUGUCGACAAUCCCCGUGCAACCUCAGCAGGAUCAGCAGCAGGGGGCGGAGGCGGAGGAGGAGGAACAGGAGCAGGAGGUGUGGGGGGGAAAGGUGGGGGGAAGAGCAGCAGGGCGGGGGUGACGGCGUUGGAGAGCAGUGCACCGCCGCUGGGAGGGGGGCAGUGGAGCCGCCUGCAGAUGGAGCUGCUCAGUGACAUGCUCGCCGUUGCUGUGCGUGCUGGUGAACCGCUGGCUGCCUGGGCUGCUGCUGCUCGCCUGCUGCGCGGAUUCUACCCUCUCAUCCUGCCGCAGAGCCAGGCAAGCGCGACUGGUGGGUGGGGGCAGGCGGGGGGGGGGCCAUUCAUCUACACGCCGUUCACCACGCGGGCGGCCAACGUGAAGCCCGACAUGGUGUGGAUCGUGGGCGAGGUGGCUCAAGUCAUCAUCGAGCUCUCCAACCCCUGCGCCUGCGCUGUCGAUAUCGAAUCCAUCUACCUGAAUGUGGAUGGGGACUUUCAGCCGUUCCCCGCGUCGCUCUCUCUGCGGCCGAAUACCUACUCUCAUCUGCUCACGCUCUCUGGCUUGCCGCGGUCGCCGGGGGUGAUUACGGUCCUGGGCUGUUUCCUGCAGUCGUUCGGGGUUCUUACGGACCAUCGAUUCGCCGACACGACGAUCACGACCGUUGCUGCGGCGGCAGGGAGUGCGGGGUCGGGAGCAGGGCUGCCGUUGAUUCCGGGCGUGGGUCUGGUGGAUCCUUUUUCGCCCGCUGCUGCUGCGUCUGUGGCUGCUAAUUCCGCUGCAGCAGCUGCUACAGCCACUCCUCUAUCCGCCCCCACUAUCUCUGCCACCUCCUCUCUCUCUGCAGCGGCAGCGAGUGUCGACACUGCGGUUAAGAGCGGUGCCAGCGCUGGGCGGGGAUUCUUGGCCUCCUCUCCCAUCCCGUCCACCUCCGUCCUGCCCGUGCUCGAUAUUUCUGUGCUGCCCGAGCUUCCGCUAUUGGUCGCCACGGCGGAGGACGGCGACGGGGCAGCCGCGGUUCUUUUUGACGGGGAGGUCCGGGAAAUUUCGGUCAAGCUGGUAAAUUCCAGUCGAGUGCCCGUAGUAGACGCAUUUGUUUCUGUUGCAGGCAGGCAAAAGCGGCACCUGAUCGUUCUCGGGCAGGAAAAACUUGCAGCAGCGCUGCCCCUGCUUCCGGGAGCUGCAGUCACCCUGCCCGUGAAAAUCGUGGCCCAGUUCCAGCCAGAGAGUUCGGAGGACGACGAGGAUGAUGUGGGAGGGGGGGAGGGCGGAGGGGGGGCAGAUCAGAGCACGAGCAGCAAGGAGGAAGACACAGUGAACCUGGUCGUGCAUUAUGCAGGCCCCGACAAAGAUCCCGAGAGUGAUCCCGCCACCCCAGCAGCACCAACCCCUGCCUCCAAAUCUGGAGCUACCAGUAAGGAGAAGGGGAAGGAGAAGGAGAAGGGGAAGGAGAAGGAGAAGGGGAAGGAGAAGGAGAAGGGGAAGGAGAAGGAGAAGGAGAAGGGGAAGGAGAAGGGGAAGGACGAUGCGGUGCCCGGGCGGCGGCUGUCGUUCCCCAUCAACCUGUGUGUGCGGCGCGGCCUGUCCCUUGUGCGUGCCCGUCUGCUCGUCACGGGAGGCGUCACUCCCGCCGUGCAGUCCGAUGGGGGGGUCGCCACCACCUCUGCUGCCGGUGGCGGUGCUGCUGGUGGUGCUGCCAACCUUGCUGCGUCUGGCCGUGGUGGUGGGGCUGGGGCAGGCUUGACGUGGGGUUCCCAGGCAAAAGGGUUAGGAGCGACGGGGGGAGGAGCAGGAGUGAGGAAGGCAGUGGGAGAGAUGGAGGUGCCGGUGAGGCAGGCCAAGGGACUGAGGCUGCUGGAUCUGGAGGUGUGGAACGGCACUGACUCUGCCUUUGAUGUCUCCGUGCUCGUUGACCCCCCCGCCCCCCACGACCAACCCAGCACUCCCGCUGGUGCUGCUGGUGCUACCGCCACUGGCACAGCUACAGGAGGAGCAACAAACGCAGCGCCGGCAGCAUCAGCAGCAUCGGCAGCUUCAGGGUCUUUGCUUGCCGCCAGUCUACUCCCCCCCGCAUCCAACCUUCAGGCCUCUCUAGAGGAAGCUUCCCUCCUCGCCUCGGGCGGCUCCGUCUCACACUCCCGCAUCGGACGAGACUGCGCCGCCCGCCUGCUCAUCCCGCUCGGCGGAUUCGAUUCCCUCCUGGGCUCCGAGGCGGAGGCCGCCCUGGCAGUACUCCACCACGAGGAGCAGACGGGCGGCGACACCACUGUGCGGCGCCAGCUGGCACUGGGCCUCGGGCCAAUCCCGUCGCCGUUCACAACCAUCAUCAACGCGAUAUGCUCGCGGGUGAAGGUGCGGUGGCUGUCUGCAAGGAACUGCCGCGGGGAGGUGAGGAUUAGAGAGGCGGUGCGGGCGGUGGUGGAGAGUCAGGCUGUGGCAGUGCUGCUGCCUGAUCCUCUAGCGUUUUCAUUCCGAGUCACUGCUCCUCCUCUCACUGCUGCUGCUGCUGCUGGGGUUGGAAGUGCUGGGAGCGGUGGCAAUGAGCGGAGGGAAACGUCAGGGCUAGCGGCUGGUGAUGGUGGUGCUGCGAGGGAAGGAGGGAGUGGGGUAGGGGGAGCUGCAAACGCGGAUGGAGGAGGGGCAGGAGGAGGAGGGGGGGCGGGGUUCAGUGUGACGAGUGCGUUGGAGUUCACAACAGUGGAGCUGACAGUGACCAAUCAGAGCAAGGGCAAGCUGGCCUCGCUGCACCACAAGCUGAGCCUGUGCUUCCUCGUGCCCGGCGAGUACACACUCUUCGCAGCAGCAGUGGUGGACAACCAGGGCCCCUCGCCCACCUCCCUCCUCGCCUCACACGCACAGCUAGCGGGGCGAGCGGGGCACACGCAGAACCCCAACCCAUGGUGGGCCGUGCUGGAUGCUAGCCGGCGCCCACAGACCAUCUGCUGCACCAGCCUGCCGCAUGCCAUCACUGUGCUCGGCGCUGCGUAG
Closterium sp. NIES-65 is the source of this 4338-nucleotide messenger RNA. The record is from the annotation of a GenBank genome assembly. NCBI's taxonomy places the organism in Eukaryota, Viridiplantae, Streptophyta, Zygnematophyceae, Desmidiales, Closteriaceae.